Bufo bufo (common toad) is the source of this 613-nucleotide messenger RNA. RefSeq names its product selenoprotein W (gene SELENOW). Gene Ontology annotation, cellular component: cytosol. The transcript has 6 exons. Gene Ontology annotation, biological process: response to selenium ion. The record is from RefSeq and is a predicted model, not a curated record. Lineage: Eukaryota; Metazoa; Chordata; Amphibia; Anura; Bufonidae.
GCAGGGUGGGCGUGGCCAGCUGCCAUUUAUGAGCAUCGGACGGAGCUGGGAGGCACAGUGACAGCUGCACGGACACGAGUGAGACUGAAGCCAUGUCGGGAACGCAGAGCAUCGAGGUCUAUGUGGUGUACUGUGGCGCCUGAGGGUACCGCCCUAAGUUUCAGCAGUUGAAGAAGGAACUAGAGAAGAGGUUCCCCGGCCUGCUGAGAAUUGAUGGCGAAGGUACUCCAACGUCCACAGGGAAGUUCGAAGUGUCCGUUAAUGGGAAGCUUGUGCACUCAAAGAAGAAUGGAGACGGUUUUGUGGACAGCAGUGUGAAGCUACAGAAGAUUGAGGUCGCCAUUCAGGCUGCCAUGAAGGGAUGCUAAAAUUGGGAACGUAAAGAAGUUUACUGUGUUAGUAGCAAAGGUGUGGAUGAACUCUUGUUUCUUUCAUCUUAGCCGAGCACUUAAUGACGGGAAAAGCUAAAACGCCAGCGAGCGGGGCCACUCCCAGAUAAAGCUGUGCAGUACACCAAGAUGAACCCAACGACAGUCUCACCGAUUUUUUGCUUCUACACAUUUUUUUUUUUUAACACUUUAUUCUCAGGAUUAAUAAAUGAUUUCAUAAAUAU